CUUGCGAAUUGCAAAUAUUUUUUAAAAAUAUUUUCAAAACAAAUACAACAUCAACAUAAUGGAAUUGUUUACAUCUACACCAGGAUUUUGUCCAUCUUGUGGAUCCAUAUUCCCACCAUUAGACAGUAGUAAGGAUGUAACAUGUUACAACUGUAAACAGACAUAUAAACCAGAUGUGUUUGGCGAUCAGGUAGUGGAGUAUACGAUACACUUUAACAACUAUGAUCCUGACAAGAUUGUCAAAACAAAAGAGGAGGAAAGUUCGGCAGCAGAUGGCCCAGUUGUCGAGAGGAAAUGUUCCAAAUGUGGUCACGACAAAAUGUCAUAUGCCACUCUUCAGCUACGUUCCGCAGAUGAAGGACAGACAGUGUUUUUCACAUGUCUCAAGUGCAAGUUUAAAGAAUCGGAAAAUUCGUAGAAGAUUGUUAUUGUUAUUAGAUAAAGUUGCAAAUAGAACUAUACGUACAAAA
Musca domestica (house fly) is the source of this 470-nucleotide messenger RNA. It is a transcript of the gene RpI12, whose product is annotated as DNA-directed RNA polymerase I subunit RPA12. Gene Ontology annotation, cellular component: RNA polymerase I complex. Bases 59 to 418 code for a protein of 119 amino acids. The record is from RefSeq and is a predicted model, not a curated record. The transcript is spliced from 3 exons. Lineage: Eukaryota; Metazoa; Arthropoda; Insecta; Diptera; Muscidae. Gene Ontology annotation, molecular function: DNA-directed RNA polymerase activity; nucleic acid binding; zinc ion binding. Gene Ontology annotation, biological process: termination of RNA polymerase I transcription; DNA-templated transcription.